AUGGGUUUAUGCAUUUUCUCUCUGGCAAAAAUUGAAUCCUAUCUCAAGAAUGAUAUAUCGAAUGAUGAUGCUGUGAAUUCAUUGAAAUUUGCAUUGUAUGAAAAAUAUAAACAAUAUUUUGUGUCUGAUGGAGAACAACGAAUGUUAUUGUUUUUCAUUGCUUAUUUCGAUCCUCUUGGCUAUGCAGUGCUCGCAGAUGAUGACAAGAAGUUAAUAGAAAAAGAAAUCAUUUCUUCGAGCAACAACAACAACAUCACUGUGGUCACACCUAUGCCCAAAAAAAUGAAUGAAACAUCUGUGAAGAAGGGCGACAAUUUACUAUUCGAUUUUCUUGGAUCUCUAGGCCAAACUAAGCCAAAUGCAUCAUCGAAGAUAUUAACUGUACGUGAAGAACUUAUGUUGUAUAGUUUAUUGGCAAUUGAAACCUAUAAUAUGAUGACUAGUAAAGGCAAAAUUCCUCAUACUCUCGAUUUUUGGCGAACACAUGGCGAUAGUCUACCUAUUCUUCAAGCACUAGCCUAUAAAUAUCUUUCUACGUCUCCUACCUCAGUACCACCCGAGUCUGCAUUUUCAACUGCUUCAUAUCUAGCAAGAAAACAGAGAAGUCGACUAAAUGUUCAAACACUUUGCUGGUCCAUAUAUCUCAAGGACAAAAUUGUGUACAACGAUGAAUGA
Didymodactylos carnosus is the source of this 675-nucleotide messenger RNA. NCBI's taxonomy places the organism in Eukaryota, Metazoa, Rotifera, Eurotatoria, Philodinida, Philodinidae. The record is from the annotation of a GenBank genome assembly.